AUGGAAAUUAAUAAAAAGUUGAAAGAACAUAUUGUUUAUAUUAAAGGAAAUAUUCGUGAUACUGUAGUAAGUUUAUCUAAUCAAAAAACAAUAUGGAAAUACUUUUCAAAAGAAUGGUGUUUUUAUCAUAACACAAACAUUAAAUCUAACACUUCUGAAUAUUGUCCGUUUGGUAAGUUAAUUGGUAAAUUUAAAACAUUAAGACAAUUUUGCCAAUUAUGGAAUAUAAUUUCAAAUACUAAACAUUGUUAUAUUAACCAUCAAAUUCAAAUAUUUGUUAAUGGUGUAAUUCAUGAAUUUAAUGAAGAAAAUGUAGAAGGAGGAAAAUUUACUGUUGAGAUUGAAAAAGAAUAUAAAGACGGAUUGUUUCAAUUAGUUAUUGAUGGUGUCAUUUGCAAAACAAUGAAACAUUCAUUUUUAAUUCAAGGAAUUAGUUUAAUGCAACAAGAAAAUAAAUACAAAAUGAGUUUAUGGGUAUCUUAUCUUGAAGGAGAAGAACAAGCAGAUGUAUUAAACGAAUUUAAUCUUCUUAUAUUAAAAAGUGGUAGUAAACAAACAGCUCAUUAUUAUUCUCAUUCAACAUUAUUCUUUAAACCAUCAACAGAAGAAUUACUUACACCAUUAAAUUCAUUAAAAGAAAGUAUUCAACCAAUAUCAUUAUCAGAAAUAUUAAAAUUAGAUUUAAAUGGUGGAUGGGGAGAUCAAUGGAACCAAAUGCAAAUGGACAACAAAGGAAAUGAACAUGACUUUAAAAAUAAGAUAGGGUCAUUAGUUCAUCUUCUAAAGUGUAGUGGGAUUAUUAGUCAAAAAACUAAACAUAAAGAAAUUGGGGUGAAAGAAGGCACUCAACUUACAGUGAUUAAAAAAAAUGAAGAACAAAAGAAAAAAAGAAGGACUUCAUUACCAAAUGCUUUACCAUUCAAAAUCAAUGCCACACCAUUUAUUCCAAAAAGAAAAAGAAUAGAAAACACCAUAAAUAAAGAAGAUAAAAGUGAAGAAAAUACGAGUGAAUUGGGUUAUGCAUCUGAAAUCAUUGGAACAUCAGAUUUAUCUGAAAUAACAAAUGAACAAACUGACACAACUUCUAUUGAAGAAAGUGAAGAACCUUACCAAGUUAAUAAUAAAAUAGAUAACAAUAAUAUAAAUAAUACUAAUAAUGAAAUUAAAGAAGAAAACCAUACAAAACAAGAACAUCAUAUAACUAAAUCAAAUUCAUUACAAUCUGAUAGCACUUCUUUUAUUCAAGACAAAGAAAAUAAACAGAGAGAAAUUAUAAAAACAGAUAAUAAUGGUCAUGACAAAAUAGAGAAAAAAAGAGAAGGAAACAAUGAAAAGAAAAAAGAACAACACCACAAAAAGCUAAGUGUUGAAUCAAUUAAACCAAAAGAAGUAAAAAAAGAAGAAACCAUAAAAACCAUAACACCUCUUUUAUUAGAAAAAGAAAGUAAAAAGAAAAGAAUUAAAAGUACUACAGCAGAUAAAGUUGGAACAUAUCAUAAAAUAAAUAGAAAAGAUUCUUUCAACGAAAUAACUCCAAAAAUUAAUCAACCAAACAAAUUCCCUAGUAUUGAAGAUUCACAAGAAAAUAAUUUACAACAAGAUGAUGUUAUAAUCACAGAAGGAUUAAAAACAAAUAAUACUCAAUCUCAACGAAAAAAAAAUUAUAAAAAGAAUUAUAAGAAGAAUAAAAUACAUAACCAAGUAGACAAUAAUAAACAAACACUUCUUUCAAUACUUGUUUCAGAACAUCCAUUUGUUUCUAUGGUACUACUUACAGUAACAAUGAUUCUUAUAGGACUUAUAGUGAUGUGGUGGAGUUCUGAAUAUGAUGACGAAUCAUUUUAA
Molecule: messenger RNA, 1845 nt
Organism: Entamoeba dispar SAW760
Lineage: Eukaryota; Evosea; Mastigamoebida; Endamoebidae
Exons: 2
Coding region: 1-1845 (614 amino acids)
Biological process (GO): translational initiation
Cellular component (GO): eukaryotic translation initiation factor 4F complex
Molecular function (GO): translation initiation factor activity; RNA 7-methylguanosine cap binding
Source: RefSeq, a predicted model, not a curated record